Messenger RNA from Papilio machaon (common yellow swallowtail), 1104 nucleotides. RefSeq lists its product as uncharacterized. The record is from RefSeq and is a predicted model, not a curated record. NCBI's taxonomy places the organism in Eukaryota, Metazoa, Arthropoda, Insecta, Lepidoptera, Papilionidae. The transcript is spliced from 4 exons. Bases 500 to 874 code for a protein of 124 amino acids.
UUAAAAAUUAUUUGUACUGUAUGUGACCAGUCUGCAGGAAAUAUGAGUACAAUAAUUAAAAGUUUGCAUGAAGACACAGUGCAGGAAUAUGUUAGAAGAGACGAAGAAUUUAAAAGCAAUGGCUUUGAAAUUGAUGGUGUCAAAAUCUUUACAUUUUUUGAUCCACCUCAUCUCCUAAAAGGGAUAAGAAAUAACUUUUUAGUUAAAAAUAUAAGAUUUCUCCAUAAUGGAGAAGUCAAAAUAGCUAAAUGGGAGCACUUAAUUAUGUUCAUGGAAAGAUGUGUUGGAGAUGAUGAACUCAGAUUAAUUAAUAAAUUAACCGAGUCACAUUUAAUUAAAGACAAGAUCCCAAGAAUGAAGGUUAAGUAUGCUGCACAAGUAUUCAGUCAAAGGCUAUCAGCAGCUAUUAAAUUUUGUACAAGAAAUGGAGUUCUACCCAAUGAAUGCAAUGACACAGCAGAUCUGUUAUAUUUAAUAGAUCGAUUAUUUGAUUGAUUUAAUGGACACAGCUAUAAGGAUGAAGAUUAUGGAGCGUACGUCAGCAAGGAUUCGCGCGCGCAGGACGUUGUCGCACAGGGACCAGCGCGCUCACACCGCUCAUCACAUGCCACUCCCGCACACGGUGAUAUUCCGGUCGGAGUUCCUGGGCGAGUUCUUGUCGGUGUUGUUACCGGGCGUGGGCGCGGGCCCUGGUGCGGGAGGAGGCGGUGUCGACUUUGCCGCCUUCCGCCACGCCUUUCUGCCCGCCUUCCCGCGCUCGCUGCCCGGACUUGCGCCCCACCAUGCCGCCCUACUCAACAACUUCCCCUCAGAUACUGUAUGUAUUGCUUUGUACACCUCGCUGACACUGACACCAGACCAGAAUGAACAUUAGUACAGUCGAGCAACUACUACUUUGAUACAUUUUGUACUUUUUUUUUUAAGAGAAGUAUGUCAAGACAGCGCUUAAUAGAGGUCCGUGGUCUCUGCCUACCCCUCUGGGUUACGGGCAUGUAUGUUGUUGAUGAUACUUUUUAUCCUAGUACGAACCCACUUUUACCUUUUAACCUUGCACCUUUUAUCAUCACUCACCUUCCACCAUGCUGGUAGUAUUUACUACUUGAC